AUGGAAAUACAUGUAAAUCCACCUUUACCAACAGAAACUAUUUUUAUUAACCUUAAUCUCGAUGAAGCCAUUAACGACACACCCAAAUUUCGUGUAAAUGUUAGAAGGUUUGAGGAACAGGUUGAUCAUUUUGAAAAAUGGUUAGAACUUUAUUUAAAAUCAUUAAAACAUUUUAUAGAAGAGUCUAUCAAAUUUAUUGAGGCGAGUAAUGUUUUGGCCAAACGUUCAAUACCUUCUUCAUCAGAAGAUGCAUUAUUAGAUCACGAUUUCACACUUCCUGCAGCUAGAAUCUUUGCAGAUACAUUUCAAACAACCUUAGCAUUUAAACAAAAAUUAGUUAAUGAUAUUGAUGAAAAACUUAUACAGCCUUUAUUGCAUUUUACAAAAACUGAUCUUAAAGAUUUUAAAGACGCACGUAGAAAUUAUGAUCGUGCACUUGAACGUUAUGAAUCAAUGUUGGCAAAAUACACAUCUCAAUCUAAAAAUAAAGAAGCAAGUGCAUUACGUGAAUAUUUGAAUGGAACUUCUGCUCAUUUAGAAUUUCAUGAAGCUAGCUUAACUGUUUACAAAAGUACCGAGAACCGAUCAGAAAGAUUGAAGGGUUGGCUAUGGGAGAGAAAAUUAACAAAAUACACAGACAGUAGUAAUUUCACAUUAAUGAAUAAUCAACAAAUUAAUGAGACAUCAAUACAGCCAAAUCGUCCUCCUUCAAUAGAUCUUCCUUCUCCCUCAAUAAUGCCAUCAAAACAAGGCUAUCUUUUCAUGAGAACUCCUUCAGGGAAGAAUACAUGGACCAGAAAAUAUUUGUAUUUGAAAGAUGGUAUGAUUUGGUGGUCUUCGAUUGUACACGGUAAACAUCGAAGCAUCUCGGUGGGAGAAAGUGAGAAGAUUGAUGUACUCUUAUGUGAAACUAGAAUAGAUACUUCUCAGGAUAGAAGGUUCUGCUUUGAAAUUGUCUAUGGUGCUAAACAAACCACGUGGUUACUACAAGCUGAAACAGAAGAGGAACUAAAAGAAUGGAUUAACGUAUUUGAGUCAGCAAAACGUUACGCAUUCCCUUCUACCAUAUCUCAUAAAGAACAAAAAGAUGAGAAUAGUAUUAAAAAUGAAGAAGAUGUUGUAAAGCAAGAUGAUUCAAAUAAAUCUUUAUCAUCGAACACAGUAGAAAAUAACAAUAUUACAGAAAAAUCUUCAACCGACACAAAACCUGCCGCGCAUCAUAAUACUCUUACUACACCAUCUCCUACUUUCGGCGCUGAUUCAUCGUCUAUGUCAACAACAAAAAAAAGAGCUGCUUCUAUAUCCACUGCAGUUCCCACACGACCUCCUUUAGCAGUAACACCACAUCACACAAUCGAAGUGAUCCAAAAUGAAUUAGCAAAUAAUCAUUAG
Entrophospora sp. SA101 is the source of this 1392-nucleotide messenger RNA. NCBI's taxonomy places the organism in Eukaryota, Fungi, Glomeromycota, Glomeromycetes, Entrophosporales, Entrophosporaceae. The record is from the annotation of a GenBank genome assembly.